Neocloeon triangulifer is the source of this 5015-nucleotide messenger RNA. Its product is annotated as protein Fe65 homolog. Gene Ontology annotation, molecular function: amyloid-beta binding; transcription factor binding. Bases 408 to 2552 code for a protein of 714 amino acids. NCBI's taxonomy places the organism in Eukaryota, Metazoa, Arthropoda, Insecta, Ephemeroptera, Baetidae. The record is from RefSeq and is a predicted model, not a curated record. Gene Ontology annotation, biological process: regulation of DNA-templated transcription. The transcript is spliced from 14 exons. Gene Ontology annotation, cellular component: nucleus; cytoplasm.
CUAAAAACACAUGUUUGUUUGGUUCACAAGUGGGUGUAUCUGCGGAGCCGCUUCCUUUUCCGCGAAUCGCUUAAAACCCGGCUAAUUUCGAAGUUUGCAGACUUGCCGAUUUCGAUUUGCCGAUUGUGACGUGAUUUUUGAGAGACACUGAAAACGAUCGAGUGCAAUUCAGAUCGAGAUCGAGAGGCUGCGUCAAGGCGUCGAGAGCUCGAGAGAGGCGUCUUCGAGGACAAAAGGAACGUUCAUGUUGGAUUUACCAAGUGAUGGAGUGGGAAAGCAGCAGCAGCAGUGCAGAGCGUCUCGCCAAAACACAGCAACUCGCAGCUGAACUGAGACGGUGGUGGUGAGCGGAGGGUGCGUCAUCGCGAGGGUCGUUCGGCAGCUGGUCGGCGGCCGGUGUCGCUUAGAUGCUGCAAGGCAGUGGCUUAAGGUCGCCCCUCAGCCUGCGCCUGGGCAUCAGUGAAACGCAGAACCCUUUCUGCUCCCUUUUGUCCCUGGGCAUGGCAAACCCUCCGGCACAGCCAGACAAUGAGGAGGUCUUUCUCGAAAACGGUCUGCUGAGCUAUGAAAACCCCAACUACCACCUGGACCCAGCGCGUCUGGACGACGCGCUCAACUCGAACGACCCCGAGGCGGCGGCCGCCCUUUACAAGGAACUCUACCACGAGUUAGACGCGGUUUGCAACCUGAAGAGCCGCGGCGGCAGUGGCAGCGCCGGAGCGCGGCGCCACUACGCCGCCCUUGACAUCGGCGCCAUGGGCGUCGACGUCAGCGCUGGGCCCACCCUAAAGUGCGUCUUGCUUGGCGCUGAACAGUCGCCGGACAGUGAAAAUAACAGGACAAAUAGCGAGGCCGGACUGGACAACAUGGGCCGCCGGCCGCAGCAGUACCCCGGGGCCGAGGAGAAGCGGCGCUCGAGUCCGCGGCCCGACCUCAUCGAGAACGUGCUCGAUUCGCAGCGGGCGUGCGACAGCAUCUCGGAGAAGUCGAUGGACCUCAGCUCGCCGGAGGAGCAGGGCGAGAUUCCGCACAUGCCCGGACAGAUCAACGCCGACGAGCUGUACGCCGUGCCGGUGAAGAGGCGCGAGCGCAACUGGAAGAACGAGGAGCCCGCCGAGCAGAGGCCCUUGCUGAACGCCGAGGACGAAGACGAGACUGAAGAGACCCUUCCUUCUGGCUGGGAAAAACACGAAGAUAAUGACGGUCCGUACUUCUGGCAUAUCAAAAGCGGCACAAUUCAGAGAGAACCUCCUCAGAGCGACAAGAAGGUGGACGGCAAGAAAGUCACUCUGCGCGACUCCGAGAACAUGAUGCCAUUUCCCACCGGGGUGACUCGCAGCAGCACCAGCUCCGCCCUGGAGGAUCUGCAGGACGGCGGAAAAAGGAAAGAGGACAGAAGAGAAGAAAUGGCAUACAAACGUCGUAGCUACCCUGCCCGAAUUGAGCCAGAGACCAAAGAGAGGUCAAUCAGAUUCGCAGUUCGCUCCCUGGGUUGGGUGGAAAUUGCCGAGGAAGAUCUCACCCCUGAAAGGAGCAGCCGGGCAGUCAACAAGUGCAUCGUCGACUUGUCCCUCGGCAGGAAUGACCUGCUGGACGUUGUGGGACGAUGGGGAGAUGGCAAAGAUUUGUUCAUGGACCUCGACGAAGGAGCCCUGAAGCUGAUUGACCCUGAGAACCUGACUGUCCUCAACACACAGCCCAUUCACACAAUCAGGGUGUGGGGCGUUGGACGGGACAAUGGAAGGGAUUUUGCGUACGUGGCCCGCGACAGAGGCACACGGAAGCACAUGUGCCAUGUUUUCCGUUGCGACAUCCCCGCGCGGACGAUCGCCAACACGCUGCGGGACAUCUGCAAGAAGAUCAUGAUCGAACGUUCCCUUCAGCAGAAUCUGGCCAAACCCAUCGAUAUCAGCGCAGUUGGGCCUGGACGAGCUGGUCUCGCAGUCAGACCGACCAACCUGCCCACUGAGCACCGGCGCUUCCACCCGAGGAAUGGUCAGAAUAUCGUCACUCAAUCUUUUCCCACGCCGAUGGAAGAGCCGAAAAAGGUGCUGAAGGCGUUUUACCUGGGCGCGUUGCAGGUCACCAAGUCCACAGGAAUGGAAAUCCUGAACGACGCCAUUGAAAAAAUGGUGACCACCAACCCAAAGGAGCAGUGGAAAAGCGUCAACGUCGCCGUCGCCCCCUCGAUGAUCUCCAUCUCCAUGCCUGGGGACGAUGAGCAGAUUGUCACCGAGUGCCGCGUGCGCUACUUGUCUUUCCUGGGCAUCGGCAAAGAUGUGAAGCAGUGUGCCUUCAUAAUGCACACAGCACAAGACUUAUUCAUUGCUCACGUGUUCCACUGUGAGCCGUCGUCUGGCGCUCUGUGCAAAACAAUAGAGGCUGCAUGCAAAUUGAGGUAUCAAAAGUGUCUUGAUGCACACCCCAGCGGACUGGGUCAGGGUUUGGCCGAAGCCGCCAACACGACGGGAAAGGGUCUCGGCGCCACCCUCAAGUCUUUGGUCGGCUCGCUCACGGGACGUAAAGGCAAAGGUGGCUCGUUAGAAUCCUGAGAUGAGGCCUCGGCUUUACAGGACGGCUCUUGGAGUCCGCCUGUAGAGCGCGAGGUAAUCCCACACAGACACUUGCAGUCGCCAAUGACGUGUGAAAUGUUCAGCGGCGCCGCCGACGAGGCCGCCAACAGUGAGUCCGAGGACGAGGAAAAUGAGGAGGAAAUCGACACCUCAGCGCCAACCCCUCAGCGCAAAGAAUCCUGGUAUUAGAAUGAAGAAGUGAAGGACAGACGAUUAGACUGUGCCAUGUGUGGUCAUUGCCGAGUGCGCUUCAUCUCUCUCAAGUUGAAUAACCGCUAAACAGCUUUGUACUAGUGUGGAUAUAGAAAGGAGAGUUUCACCACAUUUAACGCAGAUUCGGCCGCCCGGUUUUUUUCUUUGGCCCGACUCGAUCACCGCGCGCCUCCGUUCUCAGCUCCAUUUAUUUUCCUCAACCUUUGGAUCUCAAACAAGUUUUUGAUUUGCAUUUCUUCCCAUUUUUUACUCAAAAACUCAUUUUCAACCGCUCUUAUUGUGCAUUUUUUAUUUUGCAUUUUGAGGCGCGACGGCAGCCGACGAUGCGCCGGCCAGCAAUUUCGAAACCCGGCGGCCACACUAUGUAACAAAAAUCAUGUAUAUUGUGUACAAACUGGAUUGAGCAAGCACGAGGCCAGCACACCAAACCUAUUUAAUAAUAUAAAAAGAAGCAACUCGUAAAAUUGAGAAUGGAAAGAGCUGCUUGUCAGUGCGAGACGCCAGAGUCAGCAGCUUUUCGCAAAUGAAAACGGGGAAGAAUCAAAGUUCUAGUGGUAGCAUAUUUGUGGGUCCAUUAUUGAUGAACGCUCGUCUCGGUGCUCUUGUGUGCGACGAGAGCCGAGUGUCUCGUUAUUCCGUGUAGCGCGUCCCGGCAGCAGCUAAAAACUAUAAUCACAAAACUGACACACACUGUAUGAGUGUAAAUCCCGCCCGAGCAUUGCAUACUCUCUCUUUAAACAAGUCUGCUCAUCUCUUCAACAGGCUUUGUCGUGUGCUCUUGAUCUGAUUUUUUAUUAAUUUUAAUUACUUAAAAACGCGUUUUUAUUUUGAACCAGGGCAAGUCAAGACUUUUAUUAUUUUACAAUGCCAAUAAAUAAUUAUUAGUUACAAUUAAGUUCGAUAGAAUCUCCUUUAACCUGAGGUUAGAAUAGGCGUGAUAUUUUUAAAAUGCUAACGUUUUCUUUUGGCUGAAACUAAAACUGUUUUAUUUCAGUCAGCAGAACUUUUGGCAAAAAUUAAUGAGCAGCUUUGACGUGCAGCUCUGCAAAAGUCGAUUUCUUGCCAAAAACUAUUCCUUUCAAAAGUGGUGGAGAUUUGACUGAUUUGUGAUUGCCUUGGCAAUUUAACACUGCAUGACAAUACUUAAAUGUCAAACUUAAAAUAACCAUUUGUACGCGUAAUCUCCCAAAGUUUGCCAAACGCAUCAGCCAAAUCUGCUCCCACCUCUUUAAUUAUAUAGCAAUGUAUAUUUGUUCAAAUAAUAUAAAUGUGCCUCUCGACUAACAAACGUAAUUGUUAACGUGCCCUGGCUGUUAUUCUUUCUUUUUCAUUUUACAGAGCUUAAUCUCAUUGGUCCCCUGAAUAUCUGUCUCAUAAACAGACGAGCUAACUAAGUGAGAAUUAAUCACCCACGCGAAUAAAUCGUUACUUGUCCAAAAAUAGCAAGUGCAUCCUCCGCAGUUAACGAGAGAGGAAGAGAGAAAAUUAAUCAAAGAAAACGAGCAGAGAAUAAAUUUGUAAUUUGCAAAUAAGCAGCAAGAUUCUUCUCUUAUUUCGAGAAGAGAGAAAAGUGGAAGAACGGCAAGAAAGUGUAAGGGAAAUUUUGUCUCAUCCCCCAGCAGAAAAUAGAGCAAAUAAUCAGUUUGAAUGUGUAAAACUACUCUUAAGGCAGCAAAACACAAUUGUAAUCGGAUAAUUAGCGUCUCAAGUAUGUACAGGCAGUAGGUCGCAAAAAUUGCAUGCAGUACAGCAAAAACCUCACAUAUUUAAAACAAAAAAACGACACUGCAAAAAGAGUCCAAAGAUUUUUCUACUCUGUUUCUCUUUAUUUUUGGAAAUGACCUUCCUCGGCUGCUCUGCGAAGUGGAAACAAAUUUUUCCAGCAGUCGAGAGCAGGGUCAGCCAGCUUUGUUCCGAACUCGGUUCCUGCACCUUGCUACAUAACCUCGAUUUUCCUUGAAGAGACACGGUGGUGUGCCUGCCCUAUAUAGAAGUUGUCGGUUGCGUAUUAUAAUGUUCCAGGCACGCCACUGAUCGGUCCGUCGACCUUUCGCAUUGGUUGCAUUUGCUAUGCAAGUGGUACAAAAGUGUGUUCCGACGAUCAGCAGAGAGUUGUUGUUAAUUGUUGUUGUUGUUUUGCGCUUGGAAAUGCAUCUUACCGACAUGAAAAAAAAAAUUAUAUAUCCCUUCGAAAUCACACGAUUCACACUUGGGUGGUAGCGAAAUUUA